Molecule: messenger RNA, 6400 nt
Organism: Pelmatolapia mariae (spotted tilapia)
Lineage: Eukaryota; Metazoa; Chordata; Actinopteri; Cichliformes; Cichlidae
Gene: col2a1a
Product: collagen, type II, alpha 1a
Exons: 54
Coding region: 240-4703 (1487 amino acids)
Biological process (GO): notochord development; skeletal system development; collagen fibril organization
Cellular component (GO): collagen type II trimer
Molecular function (GO): extracellular matrix structural constituent conferring tensile strength; protein binding
Source: RefSeq, a predicted model, not a curated record
UUGGAAUAUACGAAGAUCCAUACAAGGCACAGUGACAUAAAACCGCGGUGCCUGCACUGACACAGUGGGUGCAGAGUGCCAGCUGGGGCCCCGCGGUGGAUUCCACUUAGAUUUUGGAGGGUUUGACUGCAUGGUGCCAUAAGUCUCCGGGAACACACUUAACAUACCACUGACUGAAAGCCUGGUCUCCUCCAUCCCUUUAUUUCUCACCCAAGCUCUUGCAUGUCUAAUUUUUAGACAUGUUCAGCUUUGUGGACUCAAGGACUGUUCUGCUACUUGUAGCAUCCCAAGUUGUUUUACUAUCCGUGGUCAGAUGUCAGGAAGAGGAUGACCAGGAGUCAGGGGGUUGCAUCCAGGAUGGCCAGCUGUAUAAUGAUAAGGAUGUGUGGAAGCCAGAGCCGUGUCGUAUCUGUGUGUGUGACAGCGGAGCAGUUCUGUGUGAUGAGAUAAUCUGCGAGGAGAUCAAAGAGUGUGCCAACCCUAUCAUCCCAUCUGGAGAGUGCUGUCCCAUCUGCCCUGCUGAUACCAGUGCCCCCUUUGAAACAAUUGGUGCUAAGGGCCAGAAAGGAGAACCAGGAGACAUUGCAGAUGUUGUAGGACCAAGAGGACCACCAGGCCCUAUGGGCCCCUCAGGUGAGCAGGGACCACGAGGAGAAGCUGGCGCUAAAGGUGAUAAGGGAAAUCCUGGACCUGGAGGAAGAGAUGGUGAGCCUGGCACCCCCGGAAACCCCGGCCCACCUGGCCCACCUGGACCACCAGGACUCGGAGGGAACUUUGCUGCUCAGAUGGCUCAGGGUUUUGAUGAGAAGGCUGGAGGAGCUCAAAUGGGUGUGAUGCAGGGACCAAUGGGUCCUAUGGGUCCUCGGGGUCCUCCUGGGCCUAGCGGAGCUCCUGGGCCACAAGGUUUCCAAGGGCCCCCCGGAGAGGCUGGAGAGCCCGGUCCUGCUGGACCUAUGGGACCUCGUGGACCACCUGGACCUUCAGGAAAACCAGGAAGUGAUGGUGAAUCUGGCAAACCUGGCAAACCUGGUGAGCGUGGACCGGCAGGGCCUCAGGGAGCUCGUGGAUUCCCUGGAACUCCUGGACUUCCUGGCAUCAAAGGACACAGAGGUCACCCUGGUCUAGAUGGAGCUAAAGGAGAGACCGGUGCUGCAGGAGCCAAGGGUGAGGCUGGUGCUCCUGGAGAGAACGGUGCCCCUGGACCCAUGGGUCCACGUGGUCUGCCUGGUGAGAGAGGACGUCCUGGAGCUGCUGGAGCUGCAGGUGCCCGUGGAAAUGAUGGCUUGCCUGGCCCUGCCGGUCCACCUGGACCAGUGGGUCCUGCUGGAGCUCCCGGUUUUCCAGGAUCCCCAGGAGCAAAGGGAGAGGCUGGUCCUACUGGCGGCCGUGGCCCUGAAGGACCCCAGGGGCCACGUGGAGAGGCUGGUACCCCAGGAUCGCCCGGACCUGCUGGAGCAUCGGGUAACCCUGGUACUGAUGGUAUUCCCGGAGCUAAAGGAUCUGCUGGUGCUCCUGGCAUUGCUGGUGCUCCUGGAUUCCCCGGCCCCCGUGGCCCACCUGGACCUCAGGGAGCAACAGGACCUCUAGGGCCCAAAGGACAGGCUGGAGACCCAGGUCUUCCUGGAUUCAAAGGUGAAGCUGGACCGAAGGGAGAGCUUGGCCCUAUUGGUCCUCUAGGUCCCCCUGGCCCUCCAGGGGAAGAAGGAAAGAGAGGUGCCAGGGGAGAGCCUGGAGGUGCUGGACCAAUUGGACCUCCCGGAGAGAGAGGAGCCCCUGGAAACCGUGGUUUCCCUGGACAGGAUGGUCUUGCUGGUGCAAAGGGUGUCCCUGGAGACCGUGGUGUUCCUGGUGCUUCUGGGGCUAAAGGCGCUACUGGAGAACCUGGACGCACAGGAGAGUCUGGUCUCCCUGGAGCCAGAGGUCUUACUGGUCGUCCUGGAGAUGCUGGUCCUCAAGGCAAAGUUGGACCUGCUGGUACCCCUGGUGAUGAUGGCCGCCCUGGCCCACCUGGUCCUCAGGGAGCCCGUGGUCAGCCAGGAGUGAUGGGAUUCCCUGGACCAAAGGGAGCCAAUGGUGAGCCUGGAAAGCCUGGAGAGAAGGGACUGGUGGGUCGCCCAGGUCUGAGAGGUCUGCCCGGAAAAGAUGGAGAGACUGGUCCUGCUGGCCCUAAUGGGCCUGCUGGACCUGCUGGAGAGAGAGGAGAACAAGGACCUACUGGACCUCCUGGCUUCCAGGGUCUACCUGGACCAUCUGGUGCCCCGGGAGAAGCUGGAAAAUCUGGAGAGCCGGGUCUUCCUGGAGAGGGUGGAGCUCCUGGUGCUGUUGGACCCAGAGGCGAACGUGGUUUCCCUGGUGAGAGAGGUGGUGCAGGACCCCAGGGUCUUCAGGGACCUCGUGGACUUCCUGGAACACCAGGCAGCGAUGGACCCAAGGGAGCUAUUGGACCAGCUGGCUCUCCUGGAACCCAGGGACCCCCAGGCCUGCAAGGUAUGCCAGGAGAGAGAGGAGCUGCUGGUAUCACAGGACCCAAGGGAGACAGAGGUGACAAUGGUGCAAAAGGAACUGAGGGUGCUUCUGGAAAGGAUGGUGCUAGAGGUUUGACUGGUCCUAUUGGUCCUCCUGGCCCAGCUGGACCCAAUGGUGCCAAGGGUGAGACUGGACCUACUGGGCCUGUUGGUGUUACUGGUGCUCGUGGUGCUCCUGGUGACCGUGGUGAAGUUGGUCCUCCUGGGCCUGCUGGUUUUGCUGGACCUCCUGGUGCUGAUGGUCAGCCUGGUGCUAAGGGAGAGCUUGGUGAGCGUGGACAGAAAGGAGAGUCUGGUUCUUCUGGACCUCAGGGACCAUCUGGUGCUCCUGGACCUGUGGGACCUACCGGUGUAUCUGGAUCUAAAGGAGCACGCGGCGCUCAGGGACCUCCUGGUACCACAGGUUUCCCUGGUGCUGCUGGCAGAGUUGGACUUCCUGGUCCUAAUGGUAACCCUGGCCCUGUUGGUCCUCCUGGCCCCGCUGGUAAAGAUGGACCAAAGGGUGUUCGUGGUGAUGCCGGCCCUCCAGGAAGACCAGGAGAUGCUGGGCUUCGUGGACCACCAGGCCUACAGGGAGAGAAAGGAGAGCCUGGAGAGGAAGGGAAGCCUGGUACUGAAGGGCCCUCGGGUCCCCAGGGUUUGGCUGGCUCCCGUGGUAUUGUUGGUUUGCCUGGGCAACGUGGAGAGAGAGGCUUCCCUGGUCUUCCUGGACCUUCUGGAGAGCCUGGUAAACAGGGUGCUUCUGGUUCUGCUGGUGACCGCGGACCUCCUGGACCAGUUGGGCCUCCUGGACUUAGUGGACCUUCUGGGGAGCCUGGUAGAGAGGGUACCCCUGGAUCAGAUGGACCCCCUGGUAGGGAUGGAUCUCCUGGACUCAAGGGAGAGCGAGGUAACACCGGUCCUGCUGGCGCUCCCGGAGCUCCUGGCCGCCCUGGUCCCCCUGGCCCUGUAGGACCCCUGGGCAAGCAGGGAGACAGAGGAGAUGCUGGUACUCAAGGACCUGCAGGACCCCCAGGACCAGCUGGAGCUAGAGGAAUGGCUGGACCUCAAGGACCACGUGGAGACAAAGGAGAAGCUGGAGAGGCUGGAGAGAGGGGGCAGAAGGGUCACCGUGGCUUCACUGGUCUGCAGGGUCUUCCCGGACCCCCUGGUCAAUCUGGAGAUUCUGGACCUGCCGGACCUGCAGGACCAAGCGGUGCUAAGGGACCCCCUGGACCAGCCGGACCUGCUGGCAAAGAUGGAACUAAUGGACAGCCCGGUCCCAUUGGACCUCCUGGACCUCGUGGGCGCUCUGGAGAAUCUGGUCCUGCUGGUCCUCCUGGUAAUCCCGGACCCCCUGGUCCUCCCGGGCCACCUGGCCCUGGCAUCGACAUGUCUGCUUUUGCUGGCCUGGGUCAGGUGGAGAAGGGCCCCGAUCCUCUCAGGUACAUGAGGGCUGAUGAGGCAUCCAGCUCUGUGAGGCAGCAUGACAUUGAGGUCGAUUCAACACUAAAGUCCAUCAUCAACCAGAUUGAUAACCUGCGAAGCCCUGACGGCUCACAGAAGAAUCCCGCUCGUACCUGCAGAGACCUCAAACUGUGCCAUCCUGAGUGGAAGAGCGGUGAGUACUGGGUUGAUCCUAACAUUGGCAGCACAGCUGAUGCCAUCAAGGUCUUCUGUAACAUGGAGACCGGAGAGACCUGUGUCUAUCCAAGCAUCCCCAAGGUACCAAAGAAGAACUGGUGGACGAGCAAGAGCAAGGAACGCAAACACGUCUGGUUCGGAGAGACAAUGAAUGGAGGAUUCCAUUUCAACUACGCUCAGGAAGGCUCUGCUGGCGUCGCUGCCAGCGUCCAGCUGACCUUCUUGAGGCUUCUGUCCAAUGAAGCAUCCCAGAACGUCACUUACCACUGCAAGAACAGCAUUGCCUACCUGGACCAGGCCACCGGCAACCUGAAGAAGGCUCUGCUGCUACAGGGUUACAAUGAGGUGGAGAUCCGUGCAGAGGGCAACAGUCGGUUCACUUACAAUGUGUUGGAGGAUGGCUGCAAGACACAUACAGGCCAGUGGGGCAAGACUGUCUUUGAGUACAAAACACAGAAAACCUCCCGUCUACCAAUCACGGACAUUGCUCCUUUGGACAUCGGAGGAGCAGAUCAGGAGUUCGGAGUGGAUGUAGGCCCUGUCUGCUUUAUCUAAAGCGGAGUUUCACGAUGGCCCCCCAAAACACAGGAAAUAAAUAAACUAAACCAUGAAACAUUACACACAUGCCCACAAUAAAGAAGACUGGAAAUUAUAAAAGAAAAUUUAUCGUUUUUUUCUCUCACUACAAAGUGCUCUCCAAGGUGUACUCCUUGGAUGUUAGCACUGAAGGGCACCGGCAAUAUCUGUACACCACACCAGCACUCUCUGUCAACCCGCUUCCUGAGAUCCAGUCAUGUUUCCCAUGGCCCGCUGUUGACAGGAAUGAGUCAGAGCCAAGAGGAAGAGGCACAGAGCGAACAAGUUAUGAACAGAAACAUGGCUUGAUGUCACUUAUUUAUUGUUUAACCUGAAUAGGAAGAGCUGAGGUAGGACUGGACGGGUUUUCUUUGUAAGUAAGCCAAGCCCCCUUUUCCACUACAACCUCUGUCGCAGUCCUACUCCACCUCCCUCCCUGUUUCUCUCCUGACACACAAAUAUUGCAUUUUGAAUCCGUGUAGACCAAUAAAAAAAAAAAAAUCUCAGUAGGUGAAAGUGUGAGCUCCAGGCCCGUCCAUCGUGAGCGGGAGCAGAAGCUUUUACUGUGUAUUAUAAAUCCUUGGUUCCAUUGUUGUAAAAGUCUGUGUUUAUAAACAACCAGAUGGUUUUAUAUAUAUUUCCACAUUAUGUGUGUACAUGUGUCUAGAUGCGCACCAACACUUUUUGGAAAGUGAGGUUACAUUUGGGAUGUAUGUUUCCAGUGUCCUGUACCCUUGACUGGCCAUCACAAGAAGUCCCAGUUUGUACCCCCCCACCCCCCACCCCACCCCACCCCAACCACCACGACCCAAGGAAAAAAAAAAAAGAAAUUUAUUUUGAAGAAGAAUUUGUUUUGCUUUUUUUUCUUAUUGUAGUCAUCCAGAUUGUUCAAAGCUACCUCACACUGACAAACAAAGUGAAAAUGUUGAAUUCAAAUCUGAGCUGACCAAACCUUUAGCUUUCAGAUGGAUCUAGAGCUUGAACCGCCAUCUUUGCUUUGGGUUGCUCUGUAUUCGGAAGGUGCUAUGACGACUUCUGCGCCUGAGAUGAUAACAAAAAAACAAAAACGAAGAUCCAUCACUGUAACAGUGACAGAUAUAACAGAAAAUAAGGAAAAGCAUAAUAGGUGGCCUUUAAGUGAAAACCUGGACUGGACAGGUGUUAUGUUGUUCGUGUAAAGUAAUUUCAGUCCUUGUAUUUCUAGAUCGCAGCGCUGCAUUUGGGUCAGUGUCUCUAUACUUAAACACACAUUCUGUCUGUUUUGCUAUCAGUAUGAGAGAAAGAGCUCAAUUCGUAGCUUUCUUUUACCUUCAGUUCACCCCCCACCACACUAAUGACUUAGAUCUAGAGCUUGAAAUCACCAGUCGCAUCUCUGACCCCCACCCCCAAUAGCUUCACACCACACACUCACACUCCACCCUGGAGGGAGGGGUGCAGUCAGGUAAAGACAGGAGAGACAGGCGAGCUCGGAGGCCUCCUGUGGUGUCCACACCUCCACAGCUGAAUGUGGACCUCCAUCAACAGCCCCUCAGAAGCUACCAGGGUGGGUUGUCUCUGUGUGUGUAAAGGGUGUGUACAUUAAAAAAAAUUUAAUUUUAUAAUGACCAUGAUCAUUUUUGUUUUUAUUUUGCUACACUUCACAUUGAUGUAAAUUGAAUAAUAAAAGGAAAACUGAA